CCUUGAUUUGCCAUGAGGGUGAGACUCGAUUUUCUUUUGCCAUAUCCAUCCCGUAUAUGAUUCAUUAUGCGAGCGAUUUUGGCGUGGGGUUUGACAGCAGCUGUGUCUGCUUUGCAGACUCUUCCACCCGUGCGAUGGGCAGAACAUGAUCAGUCGUUUGGUGGAUUUGAUCCUGCGAGGGGAGCGCAUGACAUCUAUAUUUCGAAUUCUUUUGCUUCGCAUCGAGACCAGAGUGGGCUAACGUUGAUUCCGCCCUCGGCGGCCGAGUUCGCGAGGACAUUCCGCGACGAUAUGGAAGAGGUCACGGGAAAAAGAUGGCGGCUUCACGCCAUGGAUGAACUACCGCACGACAAGGAGGGAAUCUUCCUCGAUAGAUCCCAUAGAAGCAACUGGGCGUACGAGAACGGUGAUGCUACAGAGGAGGGCUACGAGUUGGAAGUGCAAGCCGACCGCGUUGUUAUCAAAGGGUCUGGCGCGCGGGGAAUGUGGUGGGCAACGCGGACACUCCUGCAGCAGAUAAUCAUCGCUGGAAAACGGCCAAUUUCGCAGGGCCAGGUGACCGAUGUGCCCUCAGUGCCCACUAGAGGGUUUUUACUUGACGCAGGUAGAAAGUGGUAUUCACCUGCAUUUCUGAAGGAACUAUGCACCUAUGCCUCGUUCUUCAAGAUGUCCGAGUUCCACUAUCACACAAGUGACAACUACCCGCUUAGUCGUGGCCACAAUGAGACCUGGAAUGAUGUCUACGCCCAGUUUGCGCUGCAUCCUGCAAAUCCCGACUUGCAUCCCAUUGUUCAGCGAGCAAAUGAGACUCUUUCCCGAGCUGACUUUGAGGAUCUGCAAGAGCACUGUGUCCAGCGAGGGGUGACGGUGAUACCAGAGAUUGAAGCUCCCGGGCACUGCUUAUUUUUGACGAAGUGGAAGCCUCAGCUGGCGUUGGACCAGAAGGAUCUGUUGAACCUGACACAUCCAGAGACGAUUACGACAGUCAAGCAGAUAUGGGAAGAGUUUCUUCCCUGGUUCCAAACCAAGGAAGUCCACAUUGGCGCCGACGAGUAUGAUUCAACACUGGCAGACGACUACGUCGACUUCGUGAACGAAAUGGCACGGUUCGUGGACGAAAAGUCCGGAAAGAGGGUUCGCAUCUGGGGUACGUACGAGCCAUCCGAUAAACCUAUUUCGAAAGACAUCAUCAUACAGCACUGGCAGUACGGACAGUCAGAUCCGGUGCUACUAUCAAACCAAGGUUACGACGUCAUCAACUCGGAAGACUGGUGGGCUUACAUGUCGCUUAAAAACUCCCACGUACCAAUCACCCCAGCCCCGUAUCCCCAACUCUUCAACAACACGCGUGUCCUCAAUUUUGCCGACCAAUCGGGCUGGCAAUGGACACCCGAACUGUUCAACCCGGUCAAUGUUACGGAACAGCCGAGCAAACCACCAAAAGGGGCGAUUCUAGCCGCGUGGAAUGACAACGGACCAGAUGCGACGACGCAACUGGAGUCAUUCUAUGCAAUUCGCGAUGGAAUCCCCGUCGUGGCCGCCCGUGCUUGGUCCGGGAACCGUGGACCUCUUCUUGAAGAAUCAGGCUUAUCGGAUUCAGUGGAUCUUCUGACAUCCGCCGCCGUGGCGCAGAACCUGGAUCGCCGGAUUAGAAAGACAGCCGAGCGAAACAAUGGCUUUGUCAACUGGAAAACAACCAACCAGAGAGCCACAGACAGGUUUAGUCUGGGGUACGGAAGCAAGGGAAUGAAUUACAUGUUGGACAUGGUUGUUUCGGGACCAUUCACCCUUUCCUCCAGCGACGUUACCCUCGAUUUGUCACCCUCGGGCUCUUUGACGUUCAUCUCCGAUGGAUGGCCAUAUCCUCUCCGCUCCGUAGCUGAAAACGACGGAUUCGACCCCAUCGAACUGGGCAGAAUAUGGGCAAACCAGACCUCUUCAUCCCACGAGCCGGUCACCGUUCCCUUAGAGAGCCAAAUCACUAUUCGAACCGACGUUACCGGAGGAAGUCGCGUGUGGGUGAACGGGAACUUCACUGGCCGAUUCGAAGUGUUCGUAUUUGGAGGAAAGAACAAGGAGUUCUCCUGGAGUCAGAUGGCCUUUGUGGCACCAUUGGAAUGGCUGCAAGGAAGUGUAAAUGCGCUGCGGCCCUACCCCGAAUUUAGCCAUUUAUCCAUCUUCACCCGCGCCCCCGCAUCUCCUUACACGGAUGAUUCGAGGCUGAACUGGAUCACCGAACACAAGGGCGAGGCACCGCCUCCAGGAUGGGUGCAGCCAGUCAACAACCAAUCCGCCUCCGGAGGCUACAACUGGGGCUACUAUGUCGCGCACAAGACACACGCCAACCGCUACAACUACGCCGUCAGCGGUGCAGUCUGCUCGAACAAGAUCAGCCCGCGCACAUACGCCGCCAUCGACGCCCCCUUUCCCUCCGUACUGGAGUACGAAGUCCCUGCUUUCCUCGCCGACAGCAAAUACAGCGUCCCACCAUCCGGCAAAAAAUUCCUCGACAUCCCCGCCGACGAAACAAUCUACGCUAUCUGGAUCGGUACCAACGACCUCGGCAACUACGCGUUCAUCACAGAUUCGCAGAUUGCCGGCAAAACAAUUCCAGACUACAUCGAGUGUGUCUACCAGGCGCUGGAUGCGGUGCACGCGAACGGAGGCCGUUACUUCGUACUGAUGAACCUCGCGCCGCUGCAAUUGGCACCAAUGUAUGCGACGCCCGAGAAUGGUGGCACGGGGCCGAAUUCAUUCUGGCCCGAGAAACCGGAUAAUAAGACCGCCGUUAGCUAUCGGAUGUGGGACCAGGUGACUGCUGUGAAUGAGGUGCUUGAGUACAAGACGGCGUACGAGGCGGCUAUUGCGAAGAGAUACCCCGGCGCGAAGCUGGCGACCAUGGACGUGUAUGGCUUGCUGAGCGAUAUGUACAACCACCCGGAGGACUUCUUUGGGCAGGGCUCGGCGGUCAACGUGACCGGAUACAACAAGCAUUGUGACGUAAAGGGCCAGAACUGCGAGUAUCUGCCACAUCCAGAGCAGUUCAUGUGGUACGAUGAGCUUCACCCAUCCGAGGUUACCGAUAAGGUGAUCGCAGAUGAAUUCGUGAAGGUGACGAAAGGAAAAAGCAAAUACGCCACUUAUUGGUAG
Messenger RNA from Aspergillus candidus, 3150 nucleotides. RefSeq names its product glycoside hydrolase. Gene Ontology annotation, biological process: carbohydrate metabolic process. Lineage: Eukaryota; Fungi; Ascomycota; Eurotiomycetes; Eurotiales; Aspergillaceae. The transcript is spliced from 6 exons. The record is from RefSeq and is a predicted model, not a curated record. Gene Ontology annotation, molecular function: hydrolase activity, acting on ester bonds; beta-N-acetylhexosaminidase activity. Bases 67 to 3150 code for a protein of 1027 amino acids.